Messenger RNA from Mucor mucedo, 1431 nucleotides. RefSeq lists its product as uncharacterized. Bases 1 to 1431 code for a protein of 476 amino acids. NCBI's taxonomy places the organism in Eukaryota, Fungi, Mucoromycota, Mucoromycetes, Mucorales, Mucoraceae. The transcript is spliced from 4 exons. The record is from RefSeq and is a predicted model, not a curated record.
AUGUAUCAACAAGACCAAGUAUAUGAAAACCUGUUUAAUAACAAGGUAUCACCUGCCAGUCUAAAAGACGUUGCUUGUCAACCAGCUUCGGUCACCUUGUCACCCUUCUCCUCACCCGAUGACUCUGACCUACAGUAUUCUUGUGAAGAUCUCAAUACUACAUUUAGUCAAACAAGCAUUGACCCUUUACUAAUUGAAGAAUUGAAUCAACCCGAGCUAGAGAAUACUCACUUGCCAUCGCUUAAUGAUUUGCUUUUUCAGUUUCCCGACCUCCCAUCAUUUGUUGAUCAUGGUGACUUUGUUAUCUUUUCCAACAUUUGGUUUGAAUUUCAAAAAAACCGUACUCGCAAGAGAUCCAGAAACAGACCCUAUGUUCAAUCUUGGCUUGAGUCCACAGCUUUGCAAAUUCAUUACAUGAUGGUUACUAUCGCAAAAUCAAGCAAUACUGUACCAGCAAACGUAGAAGCCUCGCCGCGUCGUAUGUUUUCUGCUUUACGCCGACUCAAAGAUCGUAUUGAAAUCAUGCAUCAAGUGUUCCAAAUUAUAGAAAAUGGUCGUGUCUCCUUCGGUCAAAACCCCACCGAAGCUAUUGAGCCUUUAAUUAAGGCGCUCUGGAAAUCAAACUCGGAAAAAAUCCCUGUUAUCACGAGAGACUCAGUCAACCUGGUGAACCCCGAUCAAGUGACGAUGAAUGAAAUUUCUGACUCUGUCAUGGAUACGUAUAACUUGAUGCCAUAUAACAACUCUAGUACGACUGCUGCAAAUAACCUUAUAUCAGCUCCAAGUGGCCAACAGGAUUUCACUUUGUUUACGCAUAUUCAACCUGAUUGGAUUCAUCAUCAAACAACUUCUUUACCCGUGACUCCGUCUUUAAGUGCGAAUAAUAAUAAUAUGUUGAAUCCUUUCUUUUCGUUGCCUGCUUCCCCUACAUGUAUCCCUCAAGAAACUCCUUCGGUAGAUGGAACAGUCGGCACACCUUGCAAUACUGGUGACUCAAGCAUGUCACCCUAUCACCCCAAUUCACCUCUGAAUCUGAGCGAAUUUAACACUUCUGAUUUUGAAAUGGAGGAAGAUGUCAAUAUCGAAGACGACGAAGAUUAUAUUGUAUCUGAUGCUGCAGAGGAUGAAGAUUGGAAAGAAAGCAAGAAAUCUCGACAGAAACGAGCUUCUAUCACCAGAAAGAGCCGUGGGGACAACCCACUACCUAAAAUCAAUUUUUUUCGAUAUCUACAGCAUAGAGAUAAAUUGACCAAAGACCAACGUCGUCAAGUCCAAAAGGAAACCGGUUUGAAACCUCACAGCAAAGGGUCCGUCAAGAAUUAUGACGACUUUUUAGAAUGGAGAAGAGCUCGCGGUCUCACGGAAGAAGUUUUAGAAAACGAGCACUUGCAAAUCUUGAAAAGCCUCGAUGAAAAUAAUAUUACUACAUAG